Messenger RNA from Gongylonema pulchrum, 229 nucleotides. Lineage: Eukaryota; Metazoa; Nematoda; Chromadorea; Rhabditida; Gongylonematidae. The record is from the annotation of a GenBank genome assembly.
AAGCAUUGUCAGUAGUAACGGUAUCUGAAAAAGAAAGUGGCCCUAGAAUGCCCGUGCCAUUGUGCAGCAUCUGUGGUGCCGAAUCGACUGGGAUUCAUUUCGGAGUGGAAGCAUGCGCAGCGUGUUCCGCGUUCUUCCGCCGUACCGUUGUUUUGCGUAAAAACUAUGAAUGCGCCAAAUCGGGAGAAUGCAGUGUAAGCAAAGGUAAGCUUCUGGCACUCUGGUGAAC